Messenger RNA from Chaetura pelagica (chimney swift), 1026 nucleotides. It is a transcript of the gene SMPD2, whose product is annotated as sphingomyelin phosphodiesterase 2, neutral membrane (neutral sphingomyelinase). The coding region runs from base 1 to 1026 and encodes 341 amino acids. The record is from RefSeq and is a predicted model, not a curated record. NCBI's taxonomy places the organism in Eukaryota, Metazoa, Chordata, Aves, Apodiformes, Apodidae. Gene Ontology annotation, molecular function: sphingomyelin phosphodiesterase activity. Gene Ontology annotation, cellular component: cytoplasm. The transcript has 10 exons.
AUGGCAGGAGAACCCCCCCUGCAGCUCCGCGUCUUCGACCUCAACUGCUGGGCCAUCCGCUACCUGAGCAAGCGGCGGCAGGAGAGAGUCCAGCCCAUCGGGGAGAAGCUGCGCCGGGGGCGCUGCUAUGAGUGUGCCUGUUCUCAUCCCACUGUCCUCCAGGUGUGGAGUGAGCAGGACUACAGAGACCUGAAGGCGAAGCUGGCAGGCUGCUACCCCUUCUCCCAUUAUUUCCAGAGCGGGGUGAUCGGCAGCGGCCUCUGCGUCUUCUCCAGGUUCCCCAUCCUGGACACCUUCCUGUACCAGUACUCAUUGAACGGGUACCCCUACAUGCUCCAGCACGGGGACUGGUUCUGUGGCAAGUCCGUCGGCCUCGUCAUCAUGAAGAUCUCUGGGAUCAUCUUCAAUGUCUAUGUCACCCACCUGCACGCCGAGUACUGCCGGGAGAAGGACGCCUACCUGCCCCACCGCCUGGUGCAGGCCUGGGAGCUGGCACAGUUCAUCCGACACACCUCGAAGGCGGCUGAUGUGGUGCUGCUGGGAGGGGACCUGAACAUGCACCCCGAGGACGUGGGCAUCCGGCUGCUGCGGGGCUGGACGGGGCUGCAGGACGCCUUCUCCGAGGCCACACGCUUUGAGGGCUGCCAGGACGGCUGCACCCUCAUCCCCAGCAACUGCUUCACUGUCAAGGCUGAGCUGCUGCCCUUCCCACUGGGCAUCCGCAUCGACUACAUCCUCUACAAGGCCAUCUCCAGCUUCACGGUGAAGUGUGAAGAGCUGAAGACCACCAAGGGGACAGCCCCAGGCGUGGACAUCCCCCUCUCCGACCACGAAGCCGUGAUGGCAACGCUGCACAUCCAGAGGCAGGGACAGGCUGGGGGUGCCCCCCUCAACAGCACUGAGGGACCCACUGGUAUGGCCGGGAGGCUCGAGGGGCUCAGCGUCCCCCCCCCUCACCCGGGGCAACCUCAGGGGCUCCUGGUGGAACCUGGUGACUGGUCUGGCAACUGGAUUGGACUCGGGUAG